Molecule: messenger RNA, 2631 nt
Organism: Corticium candelabrum
Lineage: Eukaryota; Metazoa; Porifera; Homoscleromorpha; Homosclerophorida; Plakinidae
Exons: 16
Coding region: 152-2356 (734 amino acids)
Source: RefSeq, a predicted model, not a curated record
UCGUCUCCCCAGAGUUAUGCAGCGCAACGCCCUUUCAUACUCUAUUUCUCCCUCUCAGAAUCCUCUCUAGUGUCGCAUAUUCUCAUCGAGACGAGAUUUACGACCCCUCGCUUCAUCCUCCCCUCGAAAUCGACGCGAAAACGCGACAGACAUGGCCAUGUUCAAGACUUGCCGUUUAGAUCAAGAGAAAGGUCGAGCGACAAUCCAGUCGAAUGGUGUGUCUAAACCGCGUGCACGUUUGACAGCUUCAGACGUCAAUGAGAUGAACUCUGUGGACGUGCAGGCUGGCGACUUGGUGCGAGAGCUAGCAAGAGAGCGACAGCUCAGGCUUGAGGCUGAACGCACUGCGAGGGACUUGAGGAUCGAAUGUGACAGGUUCAAGGUGAAGAUACAAGAAACUCAGAAGAGUUUUGACAAAAUUCACUCGGCCUUGGAAAAGAGGAGCCAAGAUCGCCUGCAGAUUGAUACUUUGAAGCAGGAAAAAGAAAUCCAACAACAGGCUUAUGAGAUCAAUUUAUCUCGAUUGAGGGAACAAAUCAAACUGCUCGAAUCUCAGAAAGCGACAUUGCAGAUGCAGCUCGAGGAACAGAGAUUCAGGCCACCUGUUGAUGGAGACAGAGAGAGAUCUCAGCUCCUCUUGAGAAUUGCUCGAUUAGAGAGAGGAAAUUCUCAGUUGAUGAACGACAUGACAACACAACGUCAUCAAUUUGACAAGUGUCUUGACAAGUUUGCUACGCAAGUUACUCAGGCACUUAUGGAGCAAAAGAGCUUGAAACGAGAAAAUAAUGAACUUCACAGAAGGAAUGCUGAACUUGUCCAAAUGAUCAGCUGUCGAGAAGGUCGUCUUAGCCGAUCAUCUCAGGAUUUUAGUGCUGAUUUAGUUAACAGCAUCAGAACUGCUCAGUUUGAUCGUUUGAAUGGACAUCCUGAUGCAAACCAUCCUCCUGGUCGUUUUCCCAAGUUGGAGAGUCUUCCUCGACGCACAUUUGUUACGCCUCCACGUCGUCCUCCUCCAAAGCUAAAGUUGCGUGGUUCAAGUGAGGAUGUUCAUGGAGGUUCCGUAAAGAUGAAGUCUCCAGUGGGUGUACCUACUCCACAUAGUCCUGGUGCUGGAGGUGUUCUGCCUAUGCGGAGAGUCCAAAGUGACCAAACACCCAGUCUGAAUGAUUCUGAUGGUAGAGACAAUGACAAUGCAUAUUGUGUACAAAUGAUGCAUCGGACUGAGAGCAUCGACUCCUUGUCAUCAGAAUGUUCUGAUGUCCCAGUCAUCAACUAUUGGGAGAUGUAUCAAGAGCGACAGCAGAGAACAGUCAUUCCUGAGAGUUUACGUCAAUACGGCAAUACUCAGAGAAGCAACAGUGAGAAUCAUACAUCUGGGGUGAUGGUAGACACGCAGGUUGCAGUCAAUAGUAGGGACGUAAUGAAUAAGAGCAACUUUGGGUCUAUCUCUCCGCACGGUCGUGAUGAAGCAAGCCGGUUUCCAGCUAAAGCAGAAAGUAUCACAGAUCUCUCAGAUCCUGCUACUCGUGCAAAGAUGCUUGAUGCAAUGCUUGGCUCACAAUCAGAUGAUGAAGACUUCAGUGAGCCUUCAGAUAGAGACCAAAAGAAUGAUGCUGAUAGUGCUACAUUUGAAACAAGGGAUGAGUUUGAAUAUUUACGUUGCAUUCGACGUCGUAACUUGGAGACUCUUCCACAACAUCCAUCUGUCAUCAAAUUCAGUGAACAAAAUGGUUUCUUAAGAUACGGAGCAGAUGAACGAAGUGCCAUUAAACGUUUCGAAUUCCUUCAAGACCUGCUGUCUGAUUGUGAACCGGUUGUAACAGAUGCAGAAAGCAGUGACGAUGAACGCAGUCCCAAGUCUAGUUUGGGUUCAAUGGAAAAGCUAGAGACAUCAUCAGCAUCCACCAUUGAUGCGGAUCCUUCUCCCAAACGGUCUUUGUCUUCAGAGCGUAUUGGGCAGCUUCUCAAUGGAAUGUCAGGGAGAACGUUUCUCUCAUAUAGUCAACCAAACAUUAAUGAAACUGCAAACUGUGAGAAAAAGGUGAGCAAAGUAGCAGUCAUGUCAAAACACGCCACCUCUUUGACCACAGUUGUUGAGAAUGGGCAAAGUCGGAGCACACGCUCCCCGCCUAGUCAAGCACCGUUGUCACCGUCACGAUUGUCAUACCUACUGUCAAGACAGAAGUCUCCUUCCCCUCAACGAGUUGUGGGUGAAGUUUCUUAUGGUGUUACCAUUCGAGAUAACAGAGCUGCCCAACGCCUUAGCUUGUCUCCUGGGGAGCAACCACUAGACUUCACACCAGUAAAUACACCAGAACCACCUCGGAGGAGCAGUAGCAGAAGCACAUUGAUAUAGACAAUUCUGCUGAUGGGGACCAGAUCGACGUUUAAUGUUAGACUUGUUAGAGUGAUAGUAACAAACUUGUACAAACAAACUUGAACAGUUAGAUUUAUCAUGUGAGAGUCCAUGCCGGAGCUUAACAUAAAUUGUCAUUCUCUCCAACAUUUUUGUCAACAUAUGAGCACAGGUUUGGGCUCAAUGGUGAACUUAGUCCAUUAUAUGUCGCAAGUGGCAACAAUGGCAUGCCCCACAAUAUGACAGUCGAUGUGUUUGUAGUCUGUCCGUCUAUU